Molecule: messenger RNA, 606 nt
Organism: Knipowitschia caucasica
Lineage: Eukaryota; Metazoa; Chordata; Actinopteri; Gobiiformes; Gobiidae
Source: the annotation of a GenBank genome assembly
AUGCGGGACAGUAUACAACAAUCGACAGAAAGACUUGAGACAUUGUGUUGCACCGCCUCCUACUGCACCUGCACCACCCCCUACUGCACCGCCCCCUCCUACUGCACCACCCCCUACUGCACCGCCCCCUCCUACUGCACCGCCCCCUCCUACUGCACCUGCACCACCCCCUACUGCACCGCCCCCUCCUACUGCACCUGCACCGCCUCCUACUGCACCUGCACCACCGCCUCCUACUGCACCUGCACCCUACUGCACCGCCCCCUACUGCACCUGCACCGCCCCCUCCUACUGCACCUGCACCCUACUGCACCGCCCCCUACUGCACCGCCUCCUACUGCACCUGCACCACCGCCUCCUACUGCACCUGCACCCUACUGCACCGCCCCCUACUGCACCUGCACCACCGCCUCCUACUGCACCUGCACCCUACUGCACCGCCCCCUACUGCACCUGCACCGCCCCCUCCUACUGCACCGCCCCCUACUGCACCGCCCCCUACUGCACCGCUCCCUCCUACUGCACCGCUCCCUCCUACUGCACCGCUCUCUGUUGAGUGUUGCUUAUUUAUUCAGACUUAUGUCACACAUGCUCACAUAUUUGUGA